Aspergillus uvarum CBS 121591 is the source of this 1806-nucleotide messenger RNA. RefSeq names its product Zn(II)2Cys6 transcription factor domain-containing protein. Gene Ontology annotation, molecular function: DNA-binding transcription factor activity, RNA polymerase II-specific; zinc ion binding; transcription cis-regulatory region binding. Bases 1 to 1806 code for a protein of 601 amino acids. NCBI's taxonomy places the organism in Eukaryota, Fungi, Ascomycota, Eurotiomycetes, Eurotiales, Aspergillaceae. Gene Ontology annotation, cellular component: nucleus. The transcript has 3 exons. Gene Ontology annotation, biological process: positive regulation of transcription by RNA polymerase II. The record is from RefSeq and is a predicted model, not a curated record.
AUGACAACGACUAAUACAAAGUCAAGCAAGAUAAUUCGGAAGCACGCAGGCUGCAAGUCAUGCCGGCGGAGAGGUAAAAAGUGCGAUGAAGCCAAACCUUACUGCCGCGCCUGUGUCCGGUUAUCGCUGGAGUGCAGUUACGGGGUGAAUUUGACUUUCCGACACAUCGGCCAAGCUACUUUUCAGCGACAUACGCAGGUGAUUGUCGCUGAAAACGGUCCGCCGGCCAAACCCCGUCUCUUCAGUGACCUCACCGCAGCUGGAAUUUCUCCUUUCCCACUAGACCCUGGAGAUGGCCUUGAGGUCCGCUACCUGAGCCAUUUCCAGGAUCAUGUACGCCAUCUGCUGCCCGCGUUGUCGAUGACGUCUGUGGGGGGGAUUUUCGACGCCCCCUAUCUUCGUGCUGCCGCUGUCUGCAUCUCGGCCUCCAGCCUUUCCAUGCUCAACGCACAGAUCCAGAGUCGUCACCGCGUGGAUGACCAUCAAACUCCUGUGUUUAGCCCUCUGGUCGAUUCCCGCCAUCAUCGCCAAGCACGCAAUUACCAUGACCGCGCACUUCAACUCUGCCGCACCGCGAGUGCAAGCGAUGUUGCACACAAUGCAGCCUCGAUCCUGCGGACCCUCAUUCUCCUGGCUUACUACCACCACGCCUCGACAAACCAUCUCAAUUUCCGUCUAGCAGUUUGGGACACCCUCCGAUUUGUGUCACAAUGCCGGGAGCAGAUCAUGCGCUCCCCGGGCGGGAUCGGGGCCUUGCAGAUGUGGCACCGCCUGUGUGUCUCCCAUCGCCUGUCGAAGCCACCCUCGCUGCUCCUCGAGGGCGAGGGGGUCAGCUCGUUCGGCCCAAACUGUUUCCCAGAUCCCACCGAUCAUCUGUAUCUCAGCUGUGUUUUGGGGAUGAGUACAGAUGAUCUCAUUUAUGAUAUCUUGGUCAAGACUAUGGAGAUACGCUCCCGGCUGAUUGUGUUCCGUUCGGUAGCCAGCACGUACCGGAUCCAGGACUCGUCGAGAGAAAUCGGUCCUGUCGCGCAUAAAGUGUUGAACACAAUGCUGGGGAGAUACUCUGCACCGGACGAGUAUGACGAAGCACAAGAGGGCUUUGUGCGAGGUUCCCACUUGCUGGGCUUAUUGACGAUUCAGAAGGAACGGCUGGAGGUGUGGAGGUCGCGUGUGAAAGAGAGCAGGCAACUCGGCGAAAGAGUUGUCGGUGCAGCGACGGAGGAAGUAUCGUGUGGUGAUACCUCGAUUCCCUACCACUGGGCAUACCCUAGCCAUCGUGAUGCGAUGAACGCGGUCUACUGUAUCCUUUGCGAGAUGAUGUUCGAGGAAGCCCACGGGGCGUUCAUGUCUGAUGGGUCUCCCACCGACCGAAAUUCAGAUUCUCCUACAACUAAGCUUGACGACUUGGCGCACGGCGCAUGUCAAAUUAUAGGCACGUUGGACUUUACGACAUCGAGCACGGCGGAUGUUUACACAUUCAGUCUGGCAGAGUGCCUUCUUCAACUUGUCUUUCUAUGGCGAUCCGAUACCCUGUUCGACUACAUCCUCACCAUUGUAUGGCCGGAACUUGAAAGAAAGACCAGAGGCUUCGAGCAUUCGCACUAUCCCACCCAUCUCGCCAAGCGCAUCAUCUCGCAGAUCUCGGGAUACUGGUCCCAAGGACGGGCGGUGACGUUGGUUAUGCCGGCAGUGCCCGAAGACAUCUCGAAAUUGAAGCUGCUGGACAUCAAUCAGCCAAUCGAUGUGGUAGUGUGCGGACAUAAUGCGGAUGGCACGGCAUGGAUGGAGAAAACCCCGCUACGAUGA